CUGCAACCCAGACCUCAGCUCCAAUGUCCUCCAUCUGAAGCGGGAUGGCUUGAAUGGACAGAAUGCUUCAUUGUAAAAGGAAACAAUGUUCCAGGUCAAACUAAGUCUGCAAACAACCCUCACAAUGGUUCAAAAAAGCCUCUGGACAAGUCUUAUCAUGUGGCUUUCCCACACCUUGAUUCCAUGUUUGCUCACAGAUGGAGUGGCAGCUCUUCCUGCUCCUCAGAACCUCUCUGUACACUCAAUCAACAUGAAACAUCUCUUGAUAUGGAGCCCAGUGGUCCUGCCUGAAGAAAAAGUGUACUAUUCUGUUGAGUACCAGGGCGAGUAUGAGAGCUUAUACACAAGUGACAUCUGGAUCCCCAGCAAGUGGUGCUCACGCACUGAAGGUCCUGAGUGUGAUGUCACCGAUGACAUCACUGCCACAGUGCCUUACAGCCUCCGUGUCAGGGCAAUCUUGGGCUCACAGACUUCAGCCUGGAGCAUCCUGGAGCAGCCCUUCAAUCGAAACUCAACCAUCCUUACCCCACCUGGGAUGGAGAUCUCCAAGGAUGGGUUCCAUCUGGUUAUUGAGCUGGAAGACCUGGGACCCCAGUUUCAGUUCCUAGUGGCCUAUUGGAGGAGGGAGCCGGAUACCAAGGAACAUGCCAAAGUGGUGAGGAGAGGGGGCAUUCCUGUGCACCUCGAAACCAUGGAGCCAGGGGCCCUGUACUGCGUAAAGGCCCAGGCACUGGUGAAGGCCAUCGGGAGGAACAGUGCCUUCAGCCAGACAAAGUGUGUGGAAGUGCAAGGAGAGGCUCUUCCUCUGGUGCUGGCCCUAUUCGCCUUCGUUGGCUUCAUGCUGAUCCUCGUGGUUGUGCCAUUGUCCAUUUGGAAGAUGGGCCAGCUGCUCCAGUACUCCUGUUGCCCCAUGGUAGUUCUCCCAGACACCUUGAAAAUAACCAACUCACCGCAGAAGUUAAUCAGCUGUAGAAGGGAAGAGGUGGAUGCUUGUGCCACGGCGAUGCUGUCUUCUGGGCUUCGAUCUAGCAGCCUUGGGAAAGGGCCCAGUUGUCAAGAGCUGACAGCCUGGCCUGCAGGACGUAGGACUCUCGAGGGAGAAGCUGUGUUUCUACCUUUCAUGGACCAAGGAUGGGAGAAGUGAGGUGCACCUACCUGACUGCCUGUCCAUGCCUCGAAGUGACCAUCCGGGCAGAGAGCUGUGGCUAGCUGAGCACUGACAAGGAGUCAGGCACCAUGACCUCUGCCAUUUGUCAGAUGAGUGACCACAAGGAGAGACUUGAUCCCUCUGGUUCUUAGUUUUCUUAUCCAUAAUGGGAAUUACCGACACACUUGUCAGAUGCCUUCUGUCCGCCUCUGUAUGUACACAUAUACCUGGCUACAUCAGGGCUGCAGGGAAGCUGACAGCCCUGGGGACUGUGAUACACUCCGUUCCUCUGGAGAGCAGGAUGCAAAUGUGUAAUCAGAAGGCUCAAAGCCCACCUGGAAGAAGAAAGGGAGGAUGGGAACAAGCUCAGAUUUUGCUUUAAGUCCAGUGCCUGUGCAUAGGUGGAUGGCUUAGCAAACUACAGCAUACGACCAGGAUGAAGACCCCAACCUGGCUGAACACAUGAUGUGUACAAAUACUGUGUGCCAUGGAACACUGUGGGCUGUGGACUGGGUGUGCAGACUGAGGACAGAAGAUAAAAUGUGCACAAGGUGAUGAGAGCACAGAAGGACAUCAGCAGCAGGAAUGAGACUUGCGCUCCUUUGUCAUGUGGAGUUGAUAGAAGGCUGAGAUGAAAUGAAAGGGAAUGUCCCUGGGCAAUGCUUUGGUUCCUGGAAAAAAGUGGUCUUCAGAGAUUUAGUUACAUUGUUAGACUUGAGUCCAGAAAGGCCUAAAAGACACCUUUGGUGGAAACAGUGGGGUGUCGCUGGGCUCAGAACUCAAAAGAGCUGUGGGCCAGCUCCAUCUACUGGCUCCCAGUGUCAGGGUGAGGCUGCCAAGUUCAGGUUAGUAGGAUGUCAAGGAGCUGAGUUCAAGGCUCAGUAGGUACGGAGCCUGCAACUGAACAGAUCAUGUUCCAGUUUCACAGCCAGAAACCAACCCGAACUUCAAUGGAGCUAUAGGUACAGGCUUGCUGAGAUGAUCCACUGCCCUGCUGUAAAAAUAUGGCUGGAUUGCUUCAGUUAAGCAGCUCAAAUCUGGACUCUGCCCAUGUUGUCCACCAGUGACAGCAGAGACACACAUUGAGAUGGACAUUUUUUCCCUUUUUUUUGUUUU
Messenger RNA from Octodon degus (degu), 2263 nucleotides. It is a transcript of the gene Il20rb, whose product is annotated as interleukin 20 receptor subunit beta. Gene Ontology annotation, molecular function: interleukin-20 binding. The transcript has 7 exons. The record is from RefSeq and is a predicted model, not a curated record. The coding region runs from base 86 to 1144 and encodes 352 amino acids. NCBI's taxonomy places the organism in Eukaryota, Metazoa, Chordata, Mammalia, Rodentia, Octodontidae.